Molecule: messenger RNA, 273 nt
Organism: Rotaria sp. Silwood2
Lineage: Eukaryota; Metazoa; Rotifera; Eurotatoria; Philodinida; Philodinidae
Source: the annotation of a GenBank genome assembly
AUGUUCUUGUUUAACUCUCCUUGUUCAUCAACAAUUACAACAGGAUCAUCAAUUCUUUUUUCUGAUUCUAAUUCUAUUCCUACUGAACCUUCUCAAUCAUCAUUUUUUCUGUUAACAUUUUCUUCAACUAACGGUGUCAGUUCAUCAUCAUAUACAAAACAGCAUACAUCCGAAUGGAUCGAAUUUCUUUUGAAACAACAACUAUCGGUACAUGUUGUUAUUAAAAAUAAAAAAGGAAACACGUCUUUAUUUUGGAAAUUUUUUGGUUGUUAA